UUAUUGAAAUAAAUUAAAAAUAUUAAUAAAAUAAUAGAAAAAUCCCGUAUAAUUAAUAAACUAUAAUCAUUUUUUAGUUAAAUAAAUAAAAUAUAUUCCAAAUUUAAGGUUUUUAAACCGGAAAAUGAAUCGUGAUCCGGAAUGUGGUUGUUGUCCUCCAAAUAGCUGUGACGUUUGUGUGCCCCAAUGUUCUUCAGAACCUUAUGUAAGGAUCCGUGCCGAAAGGCUUCUUAAGCCCCAGUUAGUUUGCAGUACCAAGAAUUGUAACAUUUUUGGAACGCAUGAUACAAAUCCAAUGCCGGAAUAUCCAUGUCAUAAGAAGAACAAUAAAUUCAAAGAUGAAAACAAAAACUCUUUGGGUUCACCCAUUGGACUCGUUGCCUCUAAUGUAAAUUUCAAAACCGAAGGCAAGACUAGCGAUAUUAUACAAGCGCGAUACGCUACUUAUCUCAAGGCCUUUGCCCGCUUACAUCUAAAUGCGGAAACUUCCUGGAAUGCUCUGGUUAUAGAUGACAUAAUGAAAGAAGGUCUUAUACUUUAUUCUUAUUCACAAAAAGAAGAAAGCAAAAUCGAAUCUCCUAGCGAGAUAUAUCUGCCCAAUGAAGUGCAAGUUUUAAGGGAAUUUGAAUUAUCAGAUUUUACUUUUCAUAUUGAGCUAAUGGCACCCUUUAAACUAAAUACCUCGGCUUUUUCGGAAACAGGAGCCAAAGGUGAUGGUGUGGAGUUAACUUUAGAAGAUUUAUUGCCAGUUUUACGAGGUUUUUUUCGCCAACAUAAAUAUGGUUUGUUGACAGUGGGCGCUUUCUAUGUUUUGCUUUGGCGUUCGGCAGACGCCUUUUUUGUCUUUGAUGCUUGUGGGCGGAGAAUAACUGAUUUUCAGACUGAUAAAGACAAAGGUGUGGCAAUGUUGAUAUGUUUAAGUUGUUUGGAAAAUGUAACACAUUUGAUACAAAAUCUAAGUUCUCUGGCAAUGACGGAACCUUUAACAUUAAGGGAAAUAAAAGUGGUAAAAGUAGUAACACCCGGGGGCUCUAUAAUGCAGCAGGACUAUGGCAAACGUACUCCACAAUAUCAAGUGAUUAAUGAUGAUUAUGCCUACCUUAAGGCCGGCUUGCAUUUGUCUCUAAACCGAAGAGAUUUAGUAAGAAAUCGCAGUGCUUUAGCGGUAGCUGUCAGUGCUAUAGUGGUCUCGAAAAUCGAUCAUCCCGCCACCUGGGAUUUGAAAAUGUUGGAUAAGAUAAUUUGCUUUGGGGUUAAUCUUUGCCAAGCUUGUUGGGCGAAUUGUCGAGUCAGUGGCAUCAUAGAUGUUACCGAAUUUCCCACCUAUUUCUCUAUGGGUCAGUUUAAAAUCACUAAUGAAAUUGUAAGUCAUAAAUAUGAUGGUACCUGGCGUUGUGUGCCCGGCUUUAAACACAGUGAAUUGGCUCAUGCCAUACGGAAGGCGUUCGAGGCUGGUGAUCAGAAAUUGUUGGUGCAAAUUAAUUAUCAAAUGUAUGCCGUUUGGAAAAAGCAUGAUUUCAUAUAUCUACUCGAUCCCUAUCGUCAUCGAAUCUUAGGCAAAACAGCUGAAUCUGAGGUAUAUGAAGAGAUGGAAAAGAGUGCGACCUUAAGAAUGUUUCGUUCCUUUGACGUUUUCAUGAAUGUUUUCAAUAAUAUUCUUUUGGAUUCCAAUCGCACUAGUAAGUUUUUCAUACACUCGCUAAAGGUGAAGAAUAUUCAGAAAAGACAUAAGUUCCGGGAGGCUAAGACAACGCAACCUAUGGAAGAUAUUAAGUUGGAUGCUAAUGGUGAAAUUGUAUCGAUUAAUGAAAACAUUUGCUUUGAGGAAGGAGAAGAUUUGUGCCAGAAAGCUUUGGGUGAAAUUAGUGAUUAUGAAGAUGAAGAUCUUAGAUCGGAUGUGGUGGAAAUGGAACUGAGAACUUCUUCCAGUGAAGCAGAAAUAAUGGAAGAAGAGGAGGCGGGAGGUGCGGGGGAAGCAGAAGAAUUAGAGGGCUUAGAAUCUUCCUCCAGUGGUGAGGAGGGUGGUGGCCACAAAAAGAAAUCACAAAAAGGCAAGGGCUCUAGUAAAGGAAGUCAAGGUAAGGGUGGUAAAGGCAAAGCAGGCAAGGAUAAAGGUGGUUCUGGUAAAGGCAAAAAAGGUAAAGGUGCUAAAGAUAGCGAAGGAGGAGAAGGUGGUGGUAAGAAGCGUAAAAAGUCUAAGAAUGAAGAUAGUGACGAAAGUUCGGGAGAAGAAGGUGGUGGUAAAGGCAAAAGGAGUAAGAAAGCUAAAAGUAUGGAUAAAGAUAAGAUUAGCAAGAGUAAAGAAGGAGAUCAGCAGGAAACCGAUAAAGAUGGUAAAGCUAAAGAUGAUAAAUUAAAAAGAACAAAAGAGCAACAGGAUGAUGAUAAAGAGCUUAAAGACAAGGAACUAAAAGAUAAAGAUCUUAGGGCUAAAGAUGCUAAAUAUAACGAACAAAAAGGUAAGGAUCUUAAAGCUAAAGAUCAGAAAGAUACAGAUCCGAAAGAUAAGGAUCUUAAAGAUAAGAAUCUUAAAGAUAAGGAUCUUAAAGAUAAGGAUCUUAAAGAUAAGGAUCUUAAUGAUAAGGAUCUUAAAGAUAAAAAUCUUAAAGAUAAGGAUCUUAAAGAUAAGAACGUAAAAGAUAAAGAUCUUAAAGAUAAGGAUCAGAAAGAUAAAGACCUUAAAGACAAAGAUCAAAAAGGAAAAGAUUCAAAAGAUAAAGAUCGAAGAGAAAAAGAUUUAGAAGAUAAAGAUAAAAACAAAGCUAAAGAUUCCAGACUUAAAGGGGAAGAUGAUAAAAAUUUAAAAGGAAAACAAGAAGGUAAAGAUGAAAAGCAAAGACAAGAAGGUAAAGAUCUUAACAAAACUCAAAGCGAAAAGGGAGAAAGUAAAGAUCAAUCCAAAGACACACAAGAUUCUAAUAAAGAUCAAGACAAAGCUAAAGAUACUUUAGGUAAAGAUGUUCAGUCAAAUUUGACUAAAGAUAAAACCGGACUAGGCAAAGGUGAUGGUGAUAGGACAUCUUCAAGUUUCAAUAAAAAUAAAAUUGAAACAAAUCAAAACAAUAUAACUGCUGCAGAAGAUCUAAACAAAUCCGAUAAAGAUCCCAAUAAAGCCACUAACGAAGGUGAAAGAAAAUCCCAAAGAACUGAAGCGACUGAUGAUGAUAAGAGUAAAAAUAUAGAUGAUGAAUUAAGACAACGAUUAGAGGCAGCUAAAGGCAGUAAUAAAGAAAACGAAAUGAGCAAAGAUUCUAAUAACACCCAAGAAAAGGACCUGAGUAAAGAUAAAAGUCCAGACGAAAGCAAACUAAAAGAUAAGCUAGAACAAAGUAAACAAGCAGAUAAAGAUAAAAGUGGUCCCAAAAAACCAAAGACUAGAGAUAGCUCCCGCAAAUACGAUGAUGGCACCGAGGCAGAUGAUGAAAAUGAGGAUUACUUUAAGAAAAAACAACGCUAUUGCUCUGGACCCAAUCCAAAUCGUUAUCCUGGCUACUUUAAAUAUCCUGUCGAUAUGGCUGUGGUGGGUUCGGAAAAUGGCAGCUAUGCAAGUAUUUGCAAACUAUUUCAAGCUGGUUUCAAAGUAGCCGAUCGUGUACUCACUCUAACACCCUGGGGCAAUUUUGUCAUAUUUCGUUGUUUGGACAAAGGAAACUUAGAGCAAAGAAAUUACUACCUAUUCGAUGGUUGUACUUGUAAUUUUGAUCGUUUUCGUCAUUUCGAUUUAAGUGUGGGCACGGCGGGCCUAAUAUGCUUUAAACACACUCAUAAUGUUAUCGAGUAUAUAAGACAUUUACGUAAAUCGCGUAGAAGUCAUUGUGAGGAACAGAAAAAAUUAACAGCUGAUGAUAUUUGCCGGCAAUAUUGUGGUAGAGGUAGUAGUUUACGAGUGUAGAGUAUAGUUAAAGAGAUUUUUUUUGGUUUGUAAAGAAUUUUCCAAAUUAUAAAUGCAUGUGUAUUUUGUAAAUUUGUACAUAAAAAAUCUUUACAAUAAAUUGUAUUUUUAUAAAAA
Messenger RNA from Lucilia cuprina (Australian sheep blowfly), 4009 nucleotides. RefSeq lists its product as uncharacterized. The record is from RefSeq and is a predicted model, not a curated record. Bases 125 to 3892 code for a protein of 1255 amino acids. The transcript is spliced from 3 exons. NCBI's taxonomy places the organism in Eukaryota, Metazoa, Arthropoda, Insecta, Diptera, Calliphoridae.